This is a messenger RNA of Brassica oleracea var. oleracea, 1301 nucleotides long. RefSeq lists its product as uncharacterized. The transcript has 2 exons. The record is from RefSeq and is a predicted model, not a curated record. NCBI's taxonomy places the organism in Eukaryota, Viridiplantae, Streptophyta, Magnoliopsida, Brassicales, Brassicaceae. The coding region runs from base 95 to 1096 and encodes 333 amino acids.
UUGCCAUUCGACUAGAUCCCAUACGUGAUAUUUUAUUACACAUCUCUCUUCCACUCCCUCACUUCUUUGUGUUUCUGUCUCCACGCUUCCAGCGAUGUUCCAUCACGCGCCGUCUUUCAUUUCCCUCAUCAUCUUCUUCACCAUUCUGUCAGCCGCAUCACCAAACAAAGACCCGGUCACCGUCCAGCCAUUCCUGGUCAAGUCAUCCCCACCCGCCACCAUACCCGCUUUCCCGGAGCAGUCCGACUUCUCCGGCUGCCCACUCGAUCUACCAGACGACCUCUUCCACGGAAUCAAGUCAGCCUGCACCGGCAAAAAGCUCCACAAAGGAAAAUGCUGCCCCGUGCUAGGCGCGUGGCUCUACUCCGCUUACUCGACCACUGCUCUCAGCCGUUCCAUUCCCAGCUCCGCCGUUAGAAACGCGACCUCCGCCGCGACCACGCCGGAAGAGGAUAUGCCUUUGCUUCCAGACGACUCGGAGACUUGCGUCGAUGGUUUGGAGAAAUCUUUGAGGAGGAGAGGGAUCGAGCUGGCGAGUCCGAAUGAGACGUGCGGCGUGGUUGACUGCUACUGCGGGAUAAGGUUGCAUCACUUGAGCUGUUCCGAGGCGUUUAGUGUGAAUGGAGAAGGGAGGCUCGUUGGAGACGAGAGUGUUGAUCGGUUAGAGACUGAUUGUUUGAGUGUAAGAAACAACAAUGGCGAUAGAUUCUCUCCGCUCAGUAGAUGUAACAAGUGCUUGAAGAGCCUCUAUAAGCUUAACCCGAAGAAAACAUCAGGGACAAGAAACCCAUCGAAGGAAGACAGAAACAGAACAACAAAGAUGCACAACAAAGACUGUGUUCUAAUGGGUCUCACUUGGCUUCUCGCUAAGAACCGUACGGCUUACUUCCCCACUGUCACUUCAGUCCUCCGAGCCGUCAUGCUCAGCCAAAACGGUGAGCCACGGUCAUGUGCUCUCGGCGGUGACGGCAUGCCUUUAGCUGUUGACUCUUCCGAAUUCUCUAACGGCUCAUCAACUUUAAUUCAGUACCCGUACCACUUGGUCCACUUCUUACUUUACAGCGUCAUCACAUUGGUCUUGCUAGGGUCGUGGUGACUCACGCUGACGUGGGUUCGGAUUUGGUUGUGACACGGCGUUACGUGAUUGGCUCAGAAGUUAAGUGAAAAUUCAGAUAGAGAGAAGAGUGAUAGGAUGGGAUUUGUCAUUCUGUCUUUGUACAUUAGUUUUGCUUUUGAUGUCCUUGUCGUUGUUGUUGUAGUCAUUUUGUUAAGAAAAAAUUCGUAUUGUUUUCACAAAUUAA